UAUAUGGAUCAGGCUAAUCAAAGCUGCAAAAAAUGGGCCAUGGGACAUCAAAGUCUUUCUCUUACUAAAUGGUUUAAUGGUCAAAUGAGGAUAAAUAAUUUUAUUUUAUUUUAUGGGGUGCGUAUGAAUCUGGACAUCAACUACUAAUACAGCUUGUUAUUAGGUAUAAUUAUUGAAUUUUAUGCUAAUCUUUUUUCUUUAAAAUUAAUCACCAGCAUUUUUUUUUUCUUUUCAAAUAUUGAUAAUGGUCAGCUAGCCAUUACCCCUCAAUCAACGAGAAGAAGAAGAAAGUAAUUGUUCUAAUGGACUUAGUUGACUAAUAUUAUGCAAAUGCAAGACUAGUACUGCAUGCCCCAAAUUUAAAACCUGACAAUGGUACUAUGCAUGCUUCACAGUAGAGUGACAGCCACUUGCAUUGACUUGCAAAGCUUUUUUUAUUUAUUUUAUAAUAAUUUUGUUUUGGUUUUUUUUUUUUAAAGAAAGAAAUAAUAUAAAAAAGAAUGAAAAGGAAAAGACAAAUAAUUUUGAUGAUAAUUUAAUGUAGGCAGCUGAUGAAUUAAGAGUUAUGGUUGUAUGUUACAUUUAUUGUGAGAGUUUGGGAAGGCCUGAUUUCUUGACACUGCAACUUCUGUGUUCAACAAAUUUGGUUUCUCAUAUCCUCCACGUGUUCCCUUCCUUUCUCUCUCUUUCAAUUAUUUUUCUUUUUCUUUUUCUUACUUUCGAUCAGUUUCCAAUAUAUAUGUAAUCCUUGACAUAACAUAUUUUAUAUAUAUAUAUGUAUGUGCUUCUUCUUCUUCUCUGUAGCAAACCUUCAAAAGAAAAAUGGAGCAGAAUCAGUCAUCAUCAUCAACAUCAGUGAUUGAGUUAGGCAACUUUGAUCGUACCCAAAAACAUUCUUAUGUCAAUUCACUUUGUUCCAGAGAAAUGGAGUCUCUGUCUGCUAUAUGUGACACCUUCUUGCCAUCACUGAACAUCUUCUCAGAUUUCAUUACCAACGACAGCACCACUGAUGAUUCCACGGCCAUGUUUUUUCAAUCUUCUGCUUCCAUGGCUGGAACACCUCAACGUCUAGGAGGGUUAAUAAGUGAAAGAUUGAAGCACCCAAAGAAGUGGUUAAUAAGGCUGGCCUUAUGGAUGCUCUCAACAUGGAUUGGGACGUUCAUCCUUUGUGGGGUGGCCAGCAUUUCAACCCAUUUCCCCUACUUUCAGAGUUUCUCUCAGCUCACAUUACAUAAAAGGGAAAAGAUUUUGCACUCAUGGUCUCUCAGCUUUUUGUAUCCUCUCAGGAUGCUAUUUAAGGCCAUGAAACUUCUUAUCCUACUUGUCUUCUUCUCUCAGGUUGACGAGAAAAAUGAAAACCUUACGUGGAAAGCAAUAGGCUAUCCCGGACCUGACCCCCAGUUCAAAGUAGACAAGUGGGAAGCUUUAAAAUUAUCUCCCUAUGCAAGAUUUACAGAUAAACAACUGGAGCGGAAAGAAGAAGAAGAAGAAGAAGAAGAAGAAGAAGAAGGUGAGGAUGAAUUAAAGCUCUUUGGACCUCUCCACAGAGGAAUCGUUGACAUGAACCUUCCACGAGACGCAGUUGCAAACUCUCUCCAGCGAUUAGGAUUCUCUAUCCUUGCAAAUCGCCCAAAGAAAUAUUAUAGUCCUCUGGUUAUCCGAUGUGAUGCUGUAGUAGUCGGUUCUGGUUCUGGUGGUAGCGUGGUUGCUGGUGCCCUUGCAAAGGCUGGUUAUAAGGUUCUUGUCCUUGAAAAGGGAAAUUAUUUUGCUAGAAGCAAUCUUUCACUGCUUGAAGGGCCUACAAUGGAUCAAAUGUACUUAUCUGGCGGUCUAAUGGCGACAGAUGAUAUGGGGGUUGUAUUACUUGCAGGCUCUACAGUUGGUGGUGGCUCUACAAUCAAUUGGUCAGCUUCUAUUAAAACACCACAGCAUGUCAUUAGUGAAUGGACCAAUUGCUACGAUCUAGAGAUUUUCGGAAGUAAGUUGUACAAAGAAGCAUUGGAUGUUGUGUGUGAGAAAAUGGGAGUUCAAUCUGAAAUUCAUGUUGAAGGAUUCAACAAUGAGAUUUUAAGAAAAGGGUGUGAAGAAUUGGGUUAUCCUGUAAGCAACAUACCGCGAAAUUCAGCACCGGAUCAUUACUGUGGCUGGUGUUGUCUGGGCUGCAAAGAUGGAAAGAAAAAAGGAACCUGUGAGACAUGGCUAUUGGACUUGGUGAAUUCAGGUAAUGGUGCAAUUCUUCCCAGGUGUGAGGUAAUUAAAAUCCUACACAAGCGAAAGAGCAAUCGAAAAGCAGCAACUGGAGUUGUUUUUGGAUUUGAAUAUAAAGGGAAAAAAGAAUUGUAUGUUGUUGAAUCAAAGGUAACAAUUAUUGCUUGUGGUGCUCUCAGUAGUCCACCAUUGUUGAGAAGAAGUGGACUGAAGAAUCCUAACAUAGGCAGAAAUCUACACCUGCAUCCCGUAACAAUGGCAUGGGGUUACUUCCCGGAGGCAUGGCCUGAGGUAGAGAAGAAGAGCUAUGAAGGAGGGAUAAUGACAGCAAUGUCAACAGUUGUGGCUAAUUUUGAUAAAUCUGGAUAUGGCGCGGUGAUACAGACUCCAUCAUUGCACCCUGGUAUGUUCUCAAGUUUGAUGCCAUGGGUCUCUGGUGCUGAUAUCAAAAUGCAAAUGUGCAGAUAUUCAAGGACAGCCCACAUAUUUGCAUUGGGCAGGGAUAAAGGAUCAGGAACUGUGAAUUCACCGAGCUCAAUAACUUAUCAGAUGAAAGCAGCAGACGAGAAAAAUCUACAGAAUGGAAUAGAGAAAAUAUUAAGGAUACUAGCAGCAGCAGGAGCUGAAGAAAUAGGAACACAUCACUGCAUAGGAAGAAGGUUAAAUGUAAAAACAGCCAGCUAUCAUGAGUUUGAGAAAUUCGUGAAAGAGGAGAGAGCGCGGCCUAUGAGGGACUUGUCGAACCAGAUAUGUUCAGCCCAUCAGAUGGGGAGCUGCCGGAUGGGGGUGAAUCCAAAGCACUCAGUGGUGAACCAGACAGGCGAAACCUGGGAAAUAGAAGGAUUGUAUCUGGCAGACGCAAGCGUAUUUCCAACUGCUUUAGGUGUGAAUCCUAUGGUCACAGUUCAAGCUAUUGCUUACUGCACUGCACAAUCUGUUCUUGAAGUUCUUAGGAGAAAGAAAAACUAAUAGGUAAAACUAACAUCUCCUGGAUGAUGAUCAGGAUAACAUUCCUAGCUUAUGAAUCUGCUGCUACUUACAGAAACAUGUUACCCCUAGCAAGGAAUAAAGACAGCAUCAGCUCUCCCCAAAUUAUAGUAUCAAUAAACUUGCACGAACCAAGAACAUAUUGCUUGCUGUCAAUAAUUGCUAAAUAAUUGUCCUGAUUAUGAACUGCUAAAUCAUUUAUAUUGUAUGAAACACGACCACAGCCCAGUUAUAGCCAUUGAAGCGCGGGGGUAGGGCUUCUAUUUUUCAAAAGAAAUUUUCAGUUUGGUCUC
Messenger RNA from Ricinus communis (castor bean), 3488 nucleotides. RefSeq names its product long-chain-alcohol oxidase FAO4A. Gene Ontology annotation, molecular function: flavin adenine dinucleotide binding; long-chain-alcohol oxidase activity. Bases 823 to 3177 code for a protein of 784 amino acids. Lineage: Eukaryota; Viridiplantae; Streptophyta; Magnoliopsida; Malpighiales; Euphorbiaceae. The record is from RefSeq and is a predicted model, not a curated record. The transcript is spliced from 3 exons.